AUGAUCCAUCUAAGCAAGGCUGGUGGUUGUGGCCUCAAUUUGAUAGGUGGGAAUCGACUGGUCUUAUUUGACCCUGAUUGGAAUCCUGCCAAUGACAAACAAGCUGCUGCAAGAGUCUGGAGAGAUGGACAAAAAAAGUGUACCAGCGUCAGAUGUCAAAAGAAGGGCUUCAAAAAGUUAUUUAGCAGGAACAAACAGAUAAAGCUAAGGACCAGGGGAACUUUCUCUCAACAGAAGAUCUAUGGGAUCUAUCCACAUUUCGUGAGAAUGUGAGGUACGUGUCUCCUCACAUUUCGUGAGAAUCAUCAGAUGCAUU
Molecule: messenger RNA, 316 nt
Organism: Camellia sinensis
Lineage: Eukaryota; Viridiplantae; Streptophyta; Magnoliopsida; Ericales; Theaceae
Source: RefSeq, a predicted model, not a curated record